GACGCGGCGCCGCGCCCCGGAGGUGUCGUCAGGGCGGCGGCGAUGGCGGCGGCGGCAGCGGCGGGGGGGGCCGCUCCGCGCGCGGCGGGGAGAGGGCUGCGGGGUUGGCUGCGCUCCGCCUACCGCUUCGCCACCGACAGGAACGACUUUCGGAGGAACCUGCUGGUGAACCUGGGGCUCUUUGCUGCCGGAGUCUGGGUGGCCCGGAACCUGACGGACAUCGACCUGAUGGCCCCACAGCCCAGCCCGUAACGGCGGGAAGAAACAGGGAGAAGACCUUGCUCUUCCCACAGAUGAGGACCAGGGAGGAUGCGUUUCACUGUUCCAACAUGUUCACGGGAGCACGUUCUGUUCUCCUGAAGCUGCUACUCACCCUUCAAUGCUCUCUUAUUUAAAGCAGUGACAAGGUGGGGGGGAAAAGCUUUUAAAUGUGAGAGGGAGAACUUAUUUUCAGUUUGUUCUGCAAGGCACAUUGGGAAUAGUUUUCUCAAGGAUGUGAAGCCAUUGUGCAUGGAAUUUUCUUCUGUACCCCCAUCCAUGUGUUUAAUAAAAUACAUAGAGUAAUGACAUAAUCUACUG
Molecule: messenger RNA, 579 nt
Organism: Cuculus canorus (common cuckoo)
Lineage: Eukaryota; Metazoa; Chordata; Aves; Cuculiformes; Cuculidae
Gene: TOMM6
Product: translocase of outer mitochondrial membrane 6
Exons: 3
Coding region: 43-252 (69 amino acids)
Cellular component (GO): mitochondrial outer membrane translocase complex
Source: RefSeq, a predicted model, not a curated record